Molecule: messenger RNA, 1352 nt
Organism: Manis javanica (Malayan pangolin)
Lineage: Eukaryota; Metazoa; Chordata; Mammalia; Pholidota; Manidae
Gene: PDE6D
Product: phosphodiesterase 6D
Biological process (GO): sensory perception of light stimulus
Cellular component (GO): cytoplasm
Source: RefSeq, a predicted model, not a curated record
GGGCUUUCCAUUGGCCUCGGGAAGGGCGCUCCGAGGCCAGGGGCAAGGAGAAGGGAUCAGGAGCGGGAGCUGAGGGGAGGGAGAGGCCGGUCCGGGUCUGGCCGCUGCCGCUGCUCGCUCGAGGUCUCCAGGCCCGCUUGUGGCUCUGUCCUCGGCUUCUGGGCACCGUCUGGGAAGCUCCGCCGGGCCAGCGAGGGACAGCCGCGCGCGGCGGCCGCCGCAUCAUGUCAGCCAAGGACGAGCGGGCCAGAGAGAUCCUGAGGGGCUUCAAACUAAAUUGGAUGAACCUUCGGGAUGCUGAGACAGGGAAGAUACUCUGGCAAGGAACAGAAGACCUGUCAGUCCCUGGAGUGGAGCAUGAAGCCCGUGUUCCCAAGAAAAUCCUCAAGUGCAAGGCAGUGUCUCGAGAAUUGAACUUCUCUUCAGCAGAGCAAAUGGAAAAAUUCCGCCUGGAACAAAAAGUUUACUUCAAAGGGCAAUGCCUAGAAGAAUGGUUCUUCGAGUUUGGUUUUGUGAUCCCUAACUCCACAAACACCUGGCAAUCCCUGAUAGAGGCAGCACCCGAGUCCCAGAUGAUGCCAGCCAGCGUGCUAACUGGGAAUGUUAUCAUAGAGACAAAGUUUUUUGACGACGAUCUUCUUGUAAGCACAUCCAGAGUGAGACUUUUCUACGUUUGAGAGAAGAAUGUGUAUGCUUUUCAAGAAUUUGGGUUUUUUGGGGGGAAGGAGGAAACUUUACAUUUUUUCCUCCACACAUUUGAUUUUUGACACUUCCACCCCUAAUUCCUCUAUGGCAAAACCUGCCUGCAGCCACCAGGGGACCAGCUCUGUGUAGGUAACAGAUGACUUUUUUCUUUCAAGCCACCAUAUUCCACUGACCAGACUAAACUCCCAACCCCAGACCAGGGCAAGAGGGUGUGUCUGGACUCCUUCCCAGGGUGAGCACGGGGACAAACAUACCAGAGCCUAUACUGUUCCCAGCUCUGGGGAAGAAUGUGCGUGCAUUUUAAGAAUUGGGGAUUUUUGGAGGGAAAGAGGAACUUUACUUUUUUCCUCCACACAUUUGAUUUUUGACACUUCCACCCCUAAUUUCCUCUGUGGCAGAGGGUGUGUCUUGACUCCUUCCUGGGGUGAACACAGGGAUGAACAUACCAGAGCCAAUGCUCUUCCCAUCACCCUCCCUGCCUCCUCCUUGGGCCCUGCAGGUUUUGGAAAAAUUCAUGUUCCUGACCCAUGUUUACUUUUUUCCUACCAUUUCUAUUUCAUACAUUCUCAUACAUUUAACCUGUAAAAUAGACUGUGAUAUUAUUACAUAAUGAAUUAAAACAUAUGCAUUAAAAUGUUCCUAAAGUC